AUGCUCGCGGUCGUGGUUCUCACCAUCCUGUGCCUCAAGUUCGAGUUCUACUUCGAGGAGAGCCCCUUCGCGGCGUUCACGAUCAUCGGCACGCUGAACUCCCUCAUCACCGUUUUCCGUACCUCGCAGGCGUACCAGCGUUACUGGGAGGCGCGCUCGCAGCUGGGCCUGCUCAUGGCCGGCCUGGUGGACACGGCCAGCUGCGCCACGACGUUGCUGGACUCCGGGGCGAGCCAGGACGGCGAGUGGCGGGCGAGCUGCAAGGCGGAGCUGGCCCGCCUGCUGCGGCUGUACAUGCGGGAGGCCACCCAGUUCUUGCGCACGAGCUCGGCGGAGACCAAGGUCCGGAGCUUCUAUCUGGGGACACCGAGGCAACCCGCAAGAGGGUGA
Prorocentrum cordatum is the source of this 390-nucleotide messenger RNA. The record is from the annotation of a GenBank genome assembly. Lineage: Eukaryota; Dinophyceae; Prorocentrales; Prorocentraceae.